GCCCAAAAAGAGUGAGUCAACGGCCCAUUUGACCGACGACAAAAUGAGAGCAAUGAAGAAUGUCCGUCCUUUCUCUAUCUCUCUCUUCCCUCUUAAACAUUUUGAUAUUUCACUCUCGACCAGAUCAAUUUUCGGUUAGGGUUCCUCUCGCCGAACCAUCGUCUUCCCCAAAGAUCUCUAGAGGUCCAAAAGGGGCGGCAUGGAGAUUGGGAAAAGAGACAGAGAAGACAUGGAAGUGAUAACCGCACCGAGGAAGCCCCGUGUACUACUUGCUGCAAGCGGAAGCGUCGCCGCUAUCAAAUUCGGCAAUCUCUGCCAUUGUUUCACAGAGUGGGCAGAAGUGAGAGCCGUCGUUUCCAAAACAUCUCUGCAUUUCCUCGACAAACUCUCUCUCCCACAGGAAGUGACUCUGUACACUGACGAAGAUGAGUGGUCAAGCUGGAACAAGAUCGGCGAUCCCGUGCUUCACAUCGAGCUUAGACGUUGGGCUGAUGUUUUGGUCAUUGCUCCUUUGUCCGCUAACACAUUGGGCAAGAUUGCUGGUGGGCUCUGUGAUAAUCUUCUGACUUGCAUUAUACGAGCUUGGGACUAUAGCAAACCACUGUUUGUUGCACCAGCUAUGAACACUUUUAUGUGGAACAAUCCUUUCACUGAAAGGCAUUUGUUGUCGCUCGAUGAACUGGGAAUCACACUUAUUCCUCCGAUCAAGAAGAGACUGGCCUGUGGAGACUACGGUAAUGGCGCAAUGGCUGAGCCUUCUCUGAUCUAUUCCACUGUCAGGCUCUUCUGGGAGUCGCAGGCUCAUCAGCAAAGUGGCGCGACAAGCUAAACCAUGGUCUCCGUCUGGCAUUGGCUUGGUCCUGUUUUCACUAUCCUAGAAUAUAGAUUAUCACUCUGUAUGCUUGUCUUUGUACAUCUUGAAAUAGCUGUGUGUAGAACGAUUUGCACUGGCUCUACUCAUGUAAGUUUAUUUCCUCGCUU
Molecule: messenger RNA, 981 nt
Organism: Eutrema salsugineum
Lineage: Eukaryota; Viridiplantae; Streptophyta; Magnoliopsida; Brassicales; Brassicaceae
Product: phosphopantothenoylcysteine decarboxylase
Exons: 2
Coding region: 200-829 (209 amino acids)
Biological process (GO): coenzyme A biosynthetic process
Cellular component (GO): phosphopantothenoylcysteine decarboxylase complex
Molecular function (GO): phosphopantothenoylcysteine decarboxylase activity; FMN binding
Source: RefSeq, a predicted model, not a curated record